This is a messenger RNA of Rhinichthys klamathensis goyatoka, 2630 nucleotides long. It is a transcript of the gene fnbp1l, whose product is annotated as formin binding protein 1-like. The transcript has 16 exons. NCBI's taxonomy places the organism in Eukaryota, Metazoa, Chordata, Actinopteri, Cypriniformes, Leuciscidae. Gene Ontology annotation, biological process: signal transduction. Gene Ontology annotation, molecular function: protein binding. The record is from RefSeq and is a predicted model, not a curated record. The coding region runs from base 151 to 1938 and encodes 595 amino acids.
GUUAGUCGGAAAUGGGAAAACCCUGAGCCGUGAGGUUGUCGCUGCUGGCUUCACUGGAGUAUAGAGAGUUACACGACGGCAAAGAGAGGGAAGAACAAGCAACCCUGGAGUUUUAUGCAGAGGAGACGUUAGUUCUUGGAGUUUUUCGCUAUGAGCUGGGGAACGGAUCUUUGGGACCAGUUCGAGAAUCUCGACAAACACACGCAGUGGGGGAUCGACUUCCUAGAGCGCUAUGCAAAGUUCGUCAAGGAGCGUCUGGAGAUCGAGCAGGUCUAUGCAAAGCAGCUACGGAGUCUGGUUAAGAAAUAUUGCCCCAAGCGCGCCAAAGAGGAUGAGCCCAGGUUCACAUCCUGUAUUUCAUUCUACUCCAUACUGAACGAGCUGAAUGACUACGCAGGUCAGCGAGAGGUCGUUGCCGAGGAGAUGGGGCACAAAGUGUAUGGGGAGCUGAUGAGGUACUCACAGGACCUGAAGGCAGAGAGGAAACAUCAUCUCCAGGAGGGACGGAAGACACAACAGUAUCUAGACCAGUGCUGGAAACACAUGGACAAUAGUAAAAAGAAGUUUGAACGAGAAUGCAAAGAGGCAGAAAAAUCACAAAUGAUCUACGACAGGCUAGACAAUGACAUCAACGCCACAAAGUCAGAGGUGGAAAAGGCAAAGUCCCAGCUGUAUCUGAGACAACACAUGGCGGAGGAGAGCAAGAACGAGUAUGCAGCCCAGUUGCAGAACUUUAAUGCUGAACAGUGGAAGCAUUUCAACGUGGCCAUCCCUCAAAUAUUCAAGAAUCUGCAGGACAUGGAUGAACGGCGGACGGUCAAGCUUGGGGAGACGUACCGGAGUUUUGCCGAUGUGGAACGAAGAGUCAUUCCCAUUGUCUCAAAAUGCCUGGAGGGCAUGGUGACCGCUGCUAAAAAUGUGGAUGAGCGUAGGGAUUCUGGGAUUGUAGUGGAGUCGUUCAAGUCGGGGUUUGAACCCCCGGUUGAUUUCCCUUUUGAGGACUUCAGUCAGAACAUCCAGCGAACAGGAUCAGAUAGCACCAUUGGGACCCCCAAAACAGAGGGAGGCAAACCGGACCCCAAACACGCGAUUAGCAGGACCAAAAACAAACUCUGGCUUUUUGGGAAGAAACCCAAGCUUCCCCCAUCCAACCCUCCUCCUUCCCGCCCAAGUAUUCCCUCUGGCCAUAUCCAGCCUCCUAAAUUCACAAAAGAGCGAAAGGCUAACCAUCUAUCUGAAGUGAGAAAUGCAAAAUCUAAGAUUCCAUCCUUCCGAACUGUGAAAAGAGGGGCGCCAACACUAGAGGAUCUCAGCCAUCUUCCCCCUGAACAGAGACGCAAAAAACUUCAACAGAGGAUCGAUGAGCUAAACAAAGAACUACAGAAAGAAAUGGACCAAAGAGAUGCUCUUAACAAAAUGAAAGACGUCUAUGAGAAGAAUCCUCAGAUGGGAGAUCCUGGAAGUCUCCAGCCCAAGAUUUCAGAGACCAUAUGCAACAUGGAGAAACUCCGCUCUGAGAUCCAUAAAAAUGAGAGUUGGCUGGCAGAGGUUGAAGGGAAGCAUGGGUCCCGUGGUGAGCGGCGGCCCAGUGCGGAUGUGAACCACCACACGCCCCACGGCAGAGAGAGCCCUGAAGGCAGUUACACAGAUGAUCACAGUCAGGAGCAUCGGUCUCCACCACAGCCAGACCCUCACGAAUUUGAUGACGAGUUUGACGAUGACGAUCCUCUCCCUGCCAUCGGCCACUGCAAAGCUCUCUACUCUUUUGAUGGCUCUAACGAAGGCACGCUGGUUAUGAACGAGAACGAGGUGCUGUACGUCAUAGAGGAAGAUAAAGGCGACGGAUGGACACGGGUUCGGAAAAAUAGCGGAGUGGAGGGCUACGUCCCCACGUCCUACGUGGAGAUCACACUGGAGAAAAACAGCAAAGGUUCCUGAUUGGAUGAGUGGGGUUCUGUGGUGUUUGGUGGACGGGACUCACUGCUGUGGGUCUGUUAGUGGGGCGGUGGGGCGAUUUUAAGACCGAAAUUGUGUUGGGGCAGGUUGCAUGUGUGCAUGCUGUUCGUCAUGGCCAUUAACAUCAUUCCAUUGCAGCAGACAUUCCAGGGAUAUUGGAGAACCUAAAGAGAGUCGUUGCCUGGCACUAACAUAUUCAGGGGAAUGUUUCGCCUGUACCAUCUUUUCAUGUUCAUCAUAACAUGCACCUGCAUGAUCCACAGCCUUUCAUUCCUCAUUCCGUGCUGACGAAUUGAUCCCUUAAUAGGUUUAACCACUUAUCUCAACUACUUACGUCUUGUUUGUGUGUCCGUUUCUCUUUUGACUACGUUUCUUCAUUGAUGCAUUCCAUGUUAACCAUGAUAUGAAUCUUUAAAGCAUGACCAAUCAGAGUAAAGGAAGCAUGGUGCUACAGUAGCCAUUCCAACAGUCCCCACACAACACCCACCCACUGGCCCCCUUUGCAUAGUCUGCUGGAUGGAAGGAGCCUGGUGCAGUUCUGCAUUUGGCCAGCAGGGGGACCCAACACCAUAUAAAACAAGCGGAGGAAAUGCCAGCGAGGACCCAUGAACACCAACCCAUCAUCUCUGCCUUAAUUACAGGCCUCUGUAUGGAAACUAAAAGCAUAUAGGGGU